UUGAAUGACAUGUAUAUCACACCAACUGACUGGUUCUUUUGAUAUUCACACAGGAUACCACGUUGAGACAUUCUCUACACCCAGAGAGCAACAGCAGGAAGAUCAGAGAGCUAAGAGGUCUCAUCACUGCCCACAUUGUGAAGAGAUUUUCCCAUUUCUAUCAAAGCUAAAAAUACACCUAAAAAUACACACAGGAGAGAAGCCAUACUCCUGCUCAGACUGUGGAAAAUGCUUCACAACAUCAACUGAUCUAAAACUUCACCAGAGAACACACACCGGAGAGAAGCCAUACUCCUGCUCUGACUGUGGGGCGAGUUUCUCCCAUCUGGGCACCUUAAAAACACACCAACGUAUACACACAGGAGAGAAGCCUUACUCCUGCUCUGACUGUGGAAAAUGCUUCACAACAUCAACUGAUCUAAAAGUUCAUCAAAGAACACACACUGGAGAGAAGCCUUACUCCUGCUCUGACUGUGGAAAAGGCUUCACAACGUCAACUUAUCUAAAAGUUCAUCAGAGAACACACACAGGAGAAAAGCCUUACUUCUGUUCUGACUGUGGGGAGAGAUUCUCUCAAAUGAGCAGCUUAAAAGCACACAAACAAGUACAUACUGGAGAGAAGCCUUACUCCUGCUCUGAGUGUGGGGUGAGUUUCUCUCGACUGGACACCUUAAAAACACACCAACGUAUCCAUACAGGAGAAAAGCCUUACUUCUGCCCUGAAUGUGGGAAGAGUUUCUCCCUAUCGAGUAACUUGAAAUCACAUAAACGUAUACAUACAGGAGAGAAGCCUUACUCCUGCUCUGACUGUGGGGUGAGUUUCUCUCGACUGGAUACCUUAAAAACACACCAACAUAUCCAUACAGGAGAAAAGCCUUACUUCUGCCCUGAAUGUGGGGAGAGAUUCUCUCAAAAGACCACCUUAAAAGCACACCAAUUAAUACAUACAGGAGAGAAGCCUUACUUCU
Molecule: messenger RNA, 968 nt
Organism: Oncorhynchus nerka (sockeye salmon)
Lineage: Eukaryota; Metazoa; Chordata; Actinopteri; Salmoniformes; Salmonidae
Product: gastrula zinc finger protein XlCGF17.1-like
Exons: 1
Source: RefSeq, a predicted model, not a curated record